Molecule: messenger RNA, 1429 nt
Organism: Monascus purpureus
Lineage: Eukaryota; Fungi; Ascomycota; Eurotiomycetes; Eurotiales; Aspergillaceae
Source: the annotation of a GenBank genome assembly
ACAGCAUCGACUAAACUAGGCAGGCUCAACUGUCCCUCCUGGGCUCUUCAUCUCUUUCCCUUAUCUCUCCCCCGGUUCUUCCUCUCUCUCUCCCCACCCUUUAUGACUUACUCGACUGCAACGCUGGGAAUCUCAGCGCUCAUCUGCUCCGUUGUCGCGUAUACAUUAGCCAAAAUGUUCGGCUUCGGCUUUCGCAACGAAUUCGUCGUUGAUGGCAAGACUGUUGUCGUCACCGGUGGCUCUGAGGGCAUGGGCAAAGCUGUCGCUUGCCAACUUGCCGAAAAAGGAGCACACGUCGUCGUGGUAGCUCGCACAGUCAAGAAGCUCGAGAAUGCUGUCGAGGACAUGAAGGCCGCCGCAAAAGAUCCUUCUACGCAAAGAUUCUACCACAUCAGUGCAGACCUAACUAAUCCCGUCGAAUGCGAGAGAGUGAUCAACGAAACUGUUUCAUGGAAUAAUGGACAGCCCCCCGAUGUUGUGUGGUGCUGUGCGGGAAACAGCAAACCGGGUUUCUUUAUCGACACGCCAAUUCAAACACUGAGAGACCAGAUGGAUGCUGUUUAUUGGACUGCCGCGUACACUGCCCAUGCAGUGCUAAGGAAGUGGCUUGCCCCGGUUCCUGCCAGCGAUGAGUCGAGGUCGAGGUCGCCUCGAAGGCACCUCAUUUUUACCUCUUCCACUCUAGCAUUCGUCCCUAUAGCCGGCUAUGGACCAUAUGCACCUGCCAAGGCUGCAAUGCGUGGCUUGUCAGAUAUUCUGAACCAGGAGAUCGAGAUGUAUAACGGUGCACGAUCCAGAACAAAGAUCCCUGCUCCAGCAGCCGAUGUCAAAAUUCAUACAGUCUUCCCAAUGGGAAUUUUGAGCCCUGGAUUUGAGAACGAACAGAAGAUCAAACCCGGACUGACGAAGCAACUCGAAGAGGCUGAUAGGCCUCAAACCCCGGAGGAGGUUGCCCGUAUUUCGAUCAAAGCCUUGGAACGAGGCGACUAUCUCAUAACAACAAUGAUGCUUGGCCAAUUGAUGAAGGGUACCGCUCUCGGCCCGAGUCCGAGAAACCAUAUCAUCCUCGAUACCUUGACGGGCUGGCUCAGCGGGCUGGUUAUCCUCGGAGUGACUCCAGAUCUGAAGAGGAAGGCAUGGAAUUGGGGCGUGAAGAAUGGUAUUGCCAAUCCAAGCUCUCAGUGAACCUAACCAAGUCUCUUCCGGGUCUACGUUUAUGCCCUCCUAUAUACCCCUUGAUGUCGCCAUGAUGGUGCUUUGACUUGCAUAUGAUUAGUGAUUGUUUUACAUCCUCGUAUUCGUUCUUAUUUGUACCAACCCAAGUUGACGUUGGCAUUCUUAGUGUUAACAGUCCCUGGCCUGUUUUCUAGUGAAAGUCAUUGACUUCAAAUAGUAUGUAUUAUUAUUAAAUGGACGGCUUUCAUUUCUA